GCACAACCCCCAAAACUCUCCAUAUCCCUUUUCUUCCACAUCCUUUCUGGUAAAACAGUACUUGAACAGUCUCUCUCUCUAAUUAUCUAUCUUCUCUCUCUUUGUGAUUUUCUCCUUCGCUAUUUCCGAUUUCUCUCUCUCUCACCUAACCCUAAUUAUUCCACCUGAAAUUCGUCUACGAUCCGGCGAUGAGCUCGGAGGAAGCCAAAGUCGUCGUUCCAAGGAAUUUUAGAUUGUUGGAAGAGCUUGAAAGAGGUGAGAAAGGUAUCGGAGAUGGUACGGUAAGCUAUGGAAUGGACGAUGCUGAUGAUAUUUAUAUGCAAUCCUGGACUGGCACCAUUCUUGGCCCUCAUAAUACUGCAUACGAAGGGAAAAUCUUCCAGCUGAAGCUGUUCUGUGGAAAGGAUUACCCAGAAAGUCCACCAAGUGUGAGGUUCCAGACCCGGAUAAACAUGGCUUGUGUCAACCCUGAAUCUGGCGUGGUUGAACCGAGUCUCUUCCCUAUGCUCACUAACUGGCGGCGAGAAUACACAAUGGAGGACAUUCUGGUUAAGCUGAAAAAAGAAAUGAUGACUUCGCAUAACCGGAAGUUAGUUCAACCCCCGGAAGGUACCGAGGAAGCUAGGGCGGAUCCAAAGGGACCAGCAAAAUGUUGUGUGAUGUGAAGAGAGGUUGUGGCGAAUCCAGCAAUUUGUAUUAAUAGAAAGGACAAUGUAUAUAAACAUCAUUUGAAGCUUUUGAUAUUUCCUACAACUUAAUGUUAUAGUGUUGUUUGAGAUUAUCUAUAUAUAUAUGUCCACCAAAAACAGGUGAUUAUGAUCCCAAUAAACCACUUCUCUUCUUUCUCUUA
Eutrema salsugineum is the source of this 850-nucleotide messenger RNA. Its product is annotated as ubiquitin-conjugating enzyme E2 variant 1A. Bases 189 to 665 code for a protein of 158 amino acids. Gene Ontology annotation, biological process: protein K63-linked ubiquitination; DNA damage tolerance. The transcript is spliced from 5 exons. The record is from RefSeq and is a predicted model, not a curated record. Gene Ontology annotation, cellular component: nucleus. NCBI's taxonomy places the organism in Eukaryota, Viridiplantae, Streptophyta, Magnoliopsida, Brassicales, Brassicaceae.